Cryptococcus wingfieldii CBS 7118 is the source of this 1266-nucleotide messenger RNA. RefSeq lists its product as hypothetical. The coding region runs from base 1 to 1266 and encodes 421 amino acids. The transcript is spliced from 3 exons. NCBI's taxonomy places the organism in Eukaryota, Fungi, Basidiomycota, Tremellomycetes, Tremellales, Cryptococcaceae. The record is from RefSeq and is a predicted model, not a curated record.
AUGCCUCGUCCCUCUCUGCCCCCUAUUGACCCCAGCACACCCCCGGAGCUCAUAUGUCCCUGUCGCAAGCGUGUGCGACCACAGCUGGGAGCAUCUUGCGAGUUCUGCGCCUCGAAGUCCAAGCGACAGGCGGCCAAACGGCUUGAGGGGCGCCAAAAGGGCAAAGUGGCCAGAAAAUUGUCUGAGUUGAACGAACAUCCUGUAUUCAGCACCAAGGUCGACCUACAGACAGCCGCCAUGAGUCUUCUACGCGCCCAUCAUGCUUCUCCAGAGACAUUUAUCCACGCCGCUGGACAUGCCGAUGAACCAUCCGAUGAGGUGAUAAGUAUAAGGGGCUCGUAUCAGUCACCAGUGGAGAUACAAGCAGCUUGGAGCGUUCCACCAGGAGAGAGACCAUUGAAUUUUGGAGACGCAGAGCAAUUCUUGCGACGUAUAGGUCCAACGAUAGCAGGUGUGGAUACUGACUCCCCUUACAAAUUCACCUACCACGACAUCCCUCAUUCUACCGACAUUCCUGAUACCAGCACCGAUUAUGAUUGCGUUGCCCGCUUCAUAUGUUGUCAGAGCCUUCAGUCUAAACGCAACGGUCGCGAAAAGGAAAAGGAUCCUUCAAAGAAGGCCCGCCUUGGCCGCACGUGUAUGCGUCGUUUCGAUUGCCAAGGUGAGAUGACGCUUCGAUAUGACUUCGCCUUGAACGCCCUCAGGCUUUGUAUCAAGCACAGCAUCCCACAUGUCACUUACCAGAGCGUCACGUUCCCGGAUGAAGCUUUAACCGUUGUUGAACGACUGGUCGCAGAUGGAACGGUUGAUAUAACGCCCAUUAUGCAGCGUAUCACUUUCAAGUUUCCUCAUCUGACCUGGAUAAGUCGAGCUCAGGUCCGCAACGCCGUGCGGGAGACGCUCUCCUCGCGUUAUCUGCUGGACAAAGAGCCUAUUCAAUCUCUCAGAGCAGGCCUUGCACAAGCGGCAGAGAACGGUUCAGUGGGACUGAUCGAUAUAGACGUCCCUGGGGUAACGGCAAUAGCUUGGGCUGUUCUUCCUAUCUUGGACGAGAUCAAAAGACGUCACUUGACAGUUGAGGAAGCUUUCAUGGAUGCGACUUGUGAGUUCCAGGAGCGGGCGGUGACGUCUAACACGAGAGAUACCAACACCCAGCGCGAGAAGAGGCGGGGGAAGGGACGAUGGUAUGUGAGGUUCUACGACGCCAUGAAAGCUGUAGCAAGUAUGAAACACGGUGAGCCAGGUAGCUCUGCAGAUGUAAAUUAG